AUGACAACAGUUGACAACAAUCAGAGCAUGACAACAGUCGACAAUUUGAAACAAAUCAUCCGGAGAGAGAAAGAAAACGAAAUUCGAAUUCACCGCUUCCACUCCGAGGGAAAUCUGAAGACUCCUCAGAAACCGUCCAUUGUCAACACUCGCUUCCGACUGUACCAGAGAGCGCAUGCGUCUCAUGUUGCUGAGACAGGAGGAGGGUUUUUUGCUCCUGACGUAGCCCCCUUCACAAAUCAUGUCAAUGCAACCAAGAAAAUCAAGGUUCUUAUUCAUGGCUUUUUGAACAAUGGGAAAACGAAUUGGGUCACCAGAGCAAAGGAUGAAUUGUUAGUGAAGGAUGACUUUAACGUGAUUAUCGUUGAUUGGGGUUCUGGAGCACAAAUGCCAUACGAGCAAGCAGCUGGCAAUGUGUAUCUUGUGGGAGCGGAAGUGUCCUCCAUGUUGAAGCAUUUGCAUGACUAUGCCCAUGUAAACUACGCUGAUGUUCACAUCAUUGGUCAUAGUCUUGGUGCACAGAUUGCUGGACUAGCAUCCCAUCCACUACCCGGUAUUGGAAGGAUUACAGGACUGGAUCCUGCAGACCCUCUGUUCUCAGGAAAACCAGUAAGCAGACGACUUGAUCCAGAUGAUGCCACUUUUGUUGACGUCAUCCACACGGAUGCUACAACCUUCGUUUUUACAAAAGGUUAUGGAACACAUGACAUUGUUGGGGAUGUCGAUUUCUUUCCUAAUGGUGGUGAAUAUCAACCAGGCUGUCCAGAAAAACCGGCUGGAAGUGCCUUGAGCAGUCUUCUACAGGGUGCAUUUGGGUCUGUAGCAACAUCAUUGUCAUGCAGUCAUGGAAGAGCGCAUGAAUAUUUCAUCGAAUCCAUCAACUCACCCUGUAAAUUUUAUGCUCACCAGUGUGCUUCAUUAGCGGAUUUCGACCAUGGAAGGUGCAUGGCGUGUCCUGCUGGCGGUUGCGCAGUGAUGGGGUAUGAAGCAGACGACACUUCCCCUCGUGGCGUCUUUUUCCUCAGCACCUCAUCUCAUUCCCCGUAUUGUGGGCAUGAGUAUGACAUGGAAAUAGUCAUUUCUCAUUCAAUGAAUGGACACUCUUACGGAGAAUUUUUCGUUACUCUCAUUGGAACAAAGGGCCAAUCCAAGGAACUCAAAUUUUCAAGACUGAUGCAGUUUUAUUUUACCGAUACCACGGAGAGACACAUCCUUGUAGCCCACGCAGACAUCGGUGACUUUACCGGGGUCAAGGUCAGGUUUGUUCGUGGAGAUGGGUUAAAGGCUCUCGGCUCCGAACAUGAAGUGGUGGUCAGAUACGUUACUGUACAGUCGGCGGGUAUGCCGGGCGGGCAAGUCAAAUUUUGUGGACACGAUGCACACAUACAAGAGAACCACGUGGCAACUCUCCACUCUACCUUGGGAUGCUGAAGACCGGGGAUGUUUUCUUUAUCAGUCUGUUU
Molecule: messenger RNA, 1463 nt
Organism: Saccostrea cuccullata (small rock oyster)
Lineage: Eukaryota; Metazoa; Mollusca; Bivalvia; Ostreida; Ostreidae
Product: inactive pancreatic lipase-related protein 1-like
Exons: 10
Coding region: 1-1431 (476 amino acids)
Biological process (GO): lipid catabolic process
Molecular function (GO): protein binding; lipase activity; carboxylic ester hydrolase activity
Source: RefSeq, a predicted model, not a curated record